Messenger RNA from Scatophagus argus, 2366 nucleotides. It is a transcript of the gene mlf1, whose product is annotated as myeloid leukemia factor 1. NCBI's taxonomy places the organism in Eukaryota, Metazoa, Chordata, Actinopteri, Scatophagidae. The record is from RefSeq and is a predicted model, not a curated record. Gene Ontology annotation, biological process: regulation of DNA-templated transcription. Bases 147 to 974 code for a protein of 275 amino acids. Gene Ontology annotation, cellular component: cytoplasm; nucleus. The transcript is spliced from 8 exons.
GCGAGUUUGGUUCUGAAUCUUGUUGUAUGUCAGUCCCGUCCACAGUAACGUUAGUCUGAGCGGUGGAGCUGGAGCACCUGCAGAGGAGCCGGUUACUUCUUGGGGAAAAAAAAAAGUUUUUGUUUACAGCCUCAAAGUCCGUGGAAAUGUUCAACAGUAAUAUUCUCAGAGAGCCUGAAGAAGACUCAUUUUUCGAUCCCUUCCGGGCUCACGGGGAGCAUAUGCGGCAGAUGAUGCGCAGCUUCUCUGAACCCUUCGGCGGGUCCUUCAUGCCCAGCAUAAUGGAUGGGAGAAGCCGCGGUCAUGACAUGGUGGAACACCCUAGCUCAUCCCGGGCGUUGAGGGACCAACACAGGGAUAUGAGCCGGUCAUUGCUUCCCUUUGGCAGUAUUGACAGCACGAACAUGAUGAGGAACCCUUUCGACAUGUUCGACAACAUGAUGGCCAACGUGAGAGACAGGAUGGAAGAGAUGCACAGAAACUUUGAGAACAUGUCCACAGAUUCAAACACCCACUCGUUUAGCUCCUCUUCGGUCAUGACGUAUUCAAAGGUUGGAAAUGAGCCUCCCAAGGUCUUCCAGGCGAGCUCAACGACGCGCUGUGCUCCUGGAGGAAUCAAAGAGACCCGGCGAGCAGUUAAAGACUCUGAGAGUGGUGUGGAGAAGAUGGCCAUUGGUCACCACAUUCAGGACAGGGGACAUGUUGUCGAGAAGAAGUACAACAAGAAAACAGGCGAGAAGGAGUUCAACCAGGACUUUCAGAAUAUGGAUGAGUCUGAAGCGCACUCUUUUGAAGACGAGUGGCAGCAGAAGGUGUCCACGUUUCAUCCGUCCGGACCCAUGCCUCACCUGAAGGAACCCCGAUCCCGUGGCGUUCGCCAGGCAGCCAUCACCGGCCCUGAGCUGGUCCACAGAAAGCAAUCAAAGGCUGAAGGUAAAAUGAACAUGAAAGACUCGGGCUCGGUGAAGCAGUGAAAACAUCUGUUUGUCAGCUUAUUAAAGUCUUUGAAGCAUCACACAGUACACUUUGGUGCUCUGUAUCCACACACACACACACACACACACACACACACACACAUUUCAUUAACAAGCUAGACAGAAUCAGAAGACACUGACCCACAUUCUGAAGACCAUAUGCUUUACUUCACUGCAUUACUGUCCAUUUUCUAAAGUGUGCAGCACAUUAUGAAGUUUGUAAACUCGCCCAGAAUUAAAAAUCAGCUGAAGAUGGCUGCCUCGUUACAGUGGACAUUUAUUGUGCUCUUUUCAUGGGUCAAACUAUCUCCCAUCUCACUUUUUUGUUGUUGUGAAAUACAGGUGGACAGUCUAGCGAUUUUGACUUCAUCGAUCAAUCUACUUUUCAGGCGAGUCGUAGAGAGUCCUUUUACUUGCUCCCAGUUCUAGUUACUAUGAUAUAUUGUGUUGAAAAUGGAAAAGUCUACAAUCCAAAGGGUAUUUUACCAUCACAAAAAAUCGCAACUUAGAUCAUUGACUGUGAUUGUGAUUAAAUAGAUUGGGAUGACAUUUUUUUUUUUUUUGAAAAUUUCACACUUGGGUAUCUUUAAAGUCUCUGCAAGUUUAUUCCACAGUGGCAUUAAUGUAAAACGAAGGCAGUUCUCAAGUUAGUUUAAAAUAAAAUCUAAGAUGGUAUGACAUGAUUUGGAGAAAGGUGGACAGGAAUGUGAAAUGUAUUGAUUUGUAGGGAGUUGGCUGUAAAACAUGAAAAACAAGCCGCAUAAUUAUUUUACCAUAUUAAUAUGCAUACUCGCUUAUGAAACAUUACAAUAAUCUUUCACAUCAACCAGGAAACUUAAAGGGUCAUUAGUAUUUCUGUGGAUGUAGUAGUGAUAGAUUAACAAUAUUAAGAUAUACAGUAUAUUAACGUGUAAUUGGGCGUGGGCACCACUUUUAGCAUUAUGCAUUAACAGCCAGAAAGCAGUUCAUUUAUAUGAUUUUGCAUUGGAAUGGAUUUUAUUAAUCAGAUUUGCUCAAUGUGAGGAGUUCUGAUGGUGUCAUCUGUCAUAAUGCUAUGAAAUGCAACUGUUUGACAUCCACCGAUGCACUUAGACAAUGUCUGCAUUGUCUAUUUUGUAAUUAAGUACCUGCUGCUCUAGAUAUAUGUAUUUUGUCUGCUGUAAUCUUUGUAAAAAGAACAAAUUAUUACUCUUCCCGUUUUAUAUGUUACUUUGGUUUCUCUUGUUUUUCAUCGUUAUGAACUUUGUGCUGCAUAUAGCACAAAACGUCUGGGUUAUUCGCAAUAAUUCUAGCAUUGUUCUUGUAUAUUUUUUUUCAAGCUUAAAAAUACGCAAGUUCUAUGUCAACACAGACCAGUGUCUGAUAAUAAAAAUGUAAAACUAUAAAGAUUAA